This is a messenger RNA of Theileria equi strain WA, 465 nucleotides long. RefSeq names its product signal peptide containing protein. The coding region runs from base 1 to 465 and encodes 154 amino acids. Lineage: Eukaryota; Apicomplexa; Aconoidasida; Piroplasmida; Theileriidae. The record is from RefSeq and is a predicted model, not a curated record. The transcript has a single exon.
AUGAAAAUAUGUCUUGUACUAUACCUUGUACACAUUUGUAGAGUUUGUGACUCUUGUUUGGUCGUAUGUAUUGUAGGCUAUUACAAGAGGAUAGCCCAUUGUUGCGGUUUUUACAAGGAUACAUUUGAACAACUAAAAACGUUAGAUGUUAGUGACAUUGAUAUCGAUACAGUGCGCUUGCGUUCACACACCAUUGGACGCUACAGAGAAAAUAUACUCUAUCCUAACCUCCAACCAUACACCCGCAUCAUAGAAGAUCCAUGUACUAUAUGGUCUGCAAAGCCCAAAGAGGUUUGUAGAGGCAUAGAGUUGCACUAUUUAGACAACAGACUAAAGGUUCUCAAGCUACUUAUAGACAAUGGAAGCAAUUAUUUUAAAAAUGAAUACUAUGAAAAGGUCCACAAUGAAUGGAAACUUAGCACAGUAAAUGCAGUUUAUAAUGUACAAAAGGUAAUAAGAGAAUAG